Molecule: messenger RNA, 2256 nt
Organism: Penicillium diatomitis
Lineage: Eukaryota; Fungi; Ascomycota; Eurotiomycetes; Eurotiales; Aspergillaceae
Product: putative AAA family ATPase GCN20
Exons: 7
Coding region: 1-2256 (751 amino acids)
Molecular function (GO): ATP hydrolysis activity; ATP binding
Source: RefSeq, a predicted model, not a curated record
AUGGAGGCUGAACUCCAGUCAAAGAUCCCCGGUCUGGACCGUGUCAUUACCGAAUACUCGGUGGGAUACCUCACUCAUGCCUCAAACCUUUACGUCGAAGAUGCGAACACCCAGUCUCCCCUCUCAGAAGCUGCCGAGACCGUGACGGAGCUGCUGGUCUCUGCGUCCGGAGACUUUUCCACUAAGAACCGCGAUGCGAUCAGCAGCCUGGUGGAGAAAUUCAUCUCCUCGUUGAGCUCUGCUAAUGGCGCCGACUCUGAAAAACGACAAAUGCCCAUGACGGCCAAGCGACUGGACCAGACGAUCAAUGUGGGCUCUCAGCGAAACAUGUCGUCCACUCUGGGUUUGAGCGGCACAACCGUGGAUUUGGAAUCGGCCAAUGCUCGGAAGGUCGAAUCGCGUGUGGAUAAGAAGAAGCUUGAGAAGGCCGAACGAAAGAUUCGGGCCAAACAGGAGAAGAAGCAGAUGAAGACCGUUCAGUACGAGGCAUCCCGGCUGCUCAAUCAACCGGACGAGACGAUGUCCUACGAAGAGUUCUUCAUGGCGGUCAACCCGCUUCAGCUGGGCUCGGACUCGCAAUCCAAGAGCAAGGAUAUCAAGUUGGACAACAUCGAUAUUUCGAUCAGCGGACAGCGUAUCCUGACAGACGCCCAGCUGACGCUUGCCUAUGGACGGCGCUACGGUCUUGUCGGUCAGAACGGUAUUGGUAAAUCUACUUUGCUGCGGGCUUUGAGUCGCCGUGAGGUCGCCAUUCCAAGUCAUAUCUCGAUUCUUCACGUCGAGCAAGAGAUCAUGGGCGACGACACACCAGCUAUCCAGGCCGUCCUGGAUGCCGACGUCUGGCGCAAGCAUCUGCUUGCAGAGCAAGAGAAAAUCACCAAGCAACUGGGUGCCAUUGAAGAGGAGCGGUCACAAAUGGCCGACACAUCUCAAGACGCAGCCCGACUAGAUCAGGAGAGAGAGGGUCUGGAUAUCACUUUGUCGGACAUUCACUCGAAGCUCUCUGAGAUGGAGUCUGACAAGGCUGAGUCUCGAGCUGCUUCUAUUUUGGCGGGUCUCGGUUUCUCUCCCGAGCGUCAGCAGUAUGCCACGAGAACAUUCUCCGGUGGUUGGCGAAUGCGUCUUGCUUUGGCCCGUGCGCUGUUCUGCGAACCUGACUUGCUACUUCUCGACGAACCGUCAAACAUGUUGGACGUUCCGUCCAUCACUUUCCUGGCAAACUAUCUGCAAGGAUAUCCCAGCACGGUCCUUGUAGUCUCUCACGAUCGUGCAUUCUUGAACGAGGUUGCCACAGAUAUCAUUCACCAGCACUCUGAACGAUUGGACUACUACAAGGGUGCUAACUUUGAAUCAUUCUACGCCACCAAGGAGGAGCGCAGAAAGAUGGCCAAGCGUGAAUAUGAGAAGCAAAUGGCGGAACGUGCUCAUCUUCAAGCCUUCAUCGACAAGUUCCGUUACAAUGCGGCCAAAUCUUCCGAGGCUCAAUCUCGUAUCAAGAAGCUCGAACGUAUGCCAGUUCUCGAAGCCCCAGAGGCCGAAUACGUUGUCCACUUCCAGUUCCCCGAAGUGGAGAAGCUUUCACCACCCAUCGUCCAAAUGUCCGAUGUCUCAUUCGGCUACACUCCCGAUAAACCUCUUCUCAGAGACGUCGACCUCGACGUUCAACUGGAUUCUCGAAUUGGUAUUGUCGGACCCAACGGUGCUGGUAAGACUACAGUGUUGAAACUACUCACGAAUCAACUCGCACCCACCAAGGGUCUCAUUUCAACACAUUCGCGGCUGCGCAUCGGAUUCUUCGCGCAGCAUCACGUGGAUGCCCUUGAUCUGACCACCAGCGCUGUUAGCUUCAUGGCCAAGACUUACCCCGGCAAGAGCGACGAAGAAUAUCGUCGUCACUUGGGUGCCUUCGGUAUCACCGGUAUGACCGGUCUCCAGCGUAUGGAGCUCUUGUCUGGUGGUCAAAAGUCCCGUGUCGCAUUUGCUUGCUUGUCCCUUACCAACCCUCACAUCCUCGUGCUUGAUGAGCCUUCCAACCACUUGGAUAUUGAGGGUAUGGAUGCUCUCUCAGAGGCGCUGCAGCGCUUCGAGGGUGGUGUGGUGAUGGUCUCUCACGAUGUCACUAUGCUUCAGAAUGUCUGCAAGAGUUUGUGGGUUUGUGAUAACGGCACUGUGACCAAGUUCGAUGGUGAUGUCAAGGCAUAUAAGAAGUUGAUCAGUUCCCAGGCUGAUGCAGCUGGCGUCGUUGCCAAGCACUAA